AUGGCCCACUACUGCAGCGACUUCCAGCCGUCUGCGCGGCCGCUGCGGAAGGACCCCAUCGGCGCACUCGAGCUCGGCAUCCGCAGCGGAAAGGACCUCGUUCCCGUCCGAAGCCUCAACGGCGCGGCCCCCACCACCGGGUACUACUGCGUCGCCAAGUACGGGCCCAAGUGGGCCCGCACCCGCACCCUGGUCAACACGCUGAACCCCAUGUGGCAGGAGCAGUACACGUGGGAGGUGUUCGACCCCUGCACCGUGCUCACCGUCGCCGUCUACCACAACAACCAGCUCGACGCCCACGAUAGCGGCGGCGGCCUCAGGGAUCAGCCGCUGGGGAAGCUCCGCAUCCGCCUGUCCACGCUGGACGCGGGGCGCGCGUACUUCUACCACCACCCGCUGCAACUGGUCCACCCCUCGGGGAUCAAACGGACCGGGGAGCUCCGCCUCGCGGUGCGGUUCAGGUGCACGGCGUGGGUCAACAUGAUGCGGCUCUACGCCAGGCCCAUGCUCCCCAAGCAGCACUACGCGGAGCCCAUCCCGGUCCUCCUCCUCAGCCGCCUGAGGCACCACGCGACCGCCAUCUGCGCGGGGAGCUUCCGCAAGAGCCUGGCCAACUGGCGCCGCGCGGAGGCGCUGCUGAGCGGGGCGGCGGCGUGGGCGGCGUGGGCGGGCUACGUCCGGGACUGGCGCAACCCCGUGACGACGCUGCUCGCGCACGCGAACUUGGUGCUGCUGGUGCGGCACCCGGAUCUGAUCAUCCCCGUGGGGUUUAUCUACCUGUUCGGCAGAGGGGUGUGGAACUAUCGACAUCGGGCGAAGCUGCAGGCAGAGCAAGUGCAGUCGGUGGAGGCGGGGGUGGGGGCGGACGAGGUGGACGAGGAGUUCGACGAGAUACCGACGAGGAGGGCGGUAGAGGUGGUGAGGAUGCGGUACGACCGGCUGAGGCUGCGGGCGGGGAGGGUGCAGACGAUGCUGGGGGACGUGGCCGGCCAGGCAGAGAGGGCCCACGCGCUGCUCAGCUGGCGGGACCCGCGAGCAACGGGGGUGUUCCUGCUCUUCUUGGGACUCGCGACCGCGGUGGUGUACAACGUCCCGUUUUGGCUGCUGCUGCUCGGCUUCGGGCUCUACUACAUGCGCCACCCCGUGCUCCGGAGCCGGGUGCCCCCCGCGCCCGUCAAUUUUUACAAGCGCCUGCCCUCGAAGGUCGAUAUGCUACUAUGA
This is a messenger RNA of Ananas comosus (pineapple), 1221 nucleotides long. RefSeq names its product FT-interacting protein 1-like. The record is from RefSeq and is a predicted model, not a curated record. The transcript is spliced from 3 exons. Lineage: Eukaryota; Viridiplantae; Streptophyta; Magnoliopsida; Poales; Bromeliaceae. Bases 1 to 1221 code for a protein of 406 amino acids.